Messenger RNA from Ipomoea nil (Japanese morning glory), 1107 nucleotides. RefSeq lists its product as uncharacterized. NCBI's taxonomy places the organism in Eukaryota, Viridiplantae, Streptophyta, Magnoliopsida, Solanales, Convolvulaceae. The coding region runs from base 1 to 1107 and encodes 368 amino acids. The transcript has a single exon. The record is from RefSeq and is a predicted model, not a curated record.
AUGCUGUUGCCUCCGGGCUUUCAAGGGGACAAACCAAACCAAGUAUGCAAACUUCUUCGUUCUCUCUACGGGCUCAAGCAGGCUAGCCGGCAGUGGAAUGCGAAGCUCACUACUGCCUUAACAAAGGAGGGAUUCCAGCAGUCUAAGGCCGAUCCAUCCCUAUUUACAAGAGGACAUGAUGCUAGCUUCAUUGCCCUCCUAGUUUACGUGGAUGACAUUAUUGUUACCAGUGCUAACAUGUCUUUAAUUCACGAGCUCAAGGUUUUUCUGGACAGUGUAUUCAAGAUUAAAGACUUAGGCAGCUUGGGCUAUUUCCUUGGAAUAGAGGCACAGUUAACAGAAAAUGGUCUCAACAUAUGCCAGCGCAAAUAUGCUCUGGAUAUUCUUGAAGAGUCAGGGUUCACUCACAGUAAGCCUGUGAGCACGCCAAUGAUACAAAAUCAACAUCUCACACAUGAUGAUAGUCCUAGUCUUGGUGAUAUUGGCAGCUACAGACGUUUAAUAGGCAGGUUAUUAUACCUAAUCGCAACUCGCCCGGACAUUGCUUAUAUAGUUCAACAACUAAGCCAAUUUGUUGAUGCUCCUACUGAGGCACAUAUGUCCGCUGCUCAUCGUCUUCUACGCUAUCUCAAAAGUGCUCCAGGUCAGGGAUUACACUACCCAAAGAACGGGAAUAUGCAGCUCACAGUUUUCUCUGACUCGGAUUGGGCGACUUGUGCGGAGACACGAAAAUCCAUCACUGGCUUUUGUGUGUUCCUUGGAUCAGCACUCAUCUCCUGGAGAUCGAAGAAGCAGGCUACGGUCUCUAGAUCAUCUUCCGAAGCGGAGUAUCGUGCCCUUGCUACAACUGUUUGUGAAGUACAAUGGAUUAAGUCCUUAUUGCGCGAUCUCCAAGUUGAAAUAGACAAACCAGCAGCACUCUUUUGUGACAACAAAGCAGCCAUUGCCAUCUCCGAAAAUCAUGUGUUUCACGAGAGAACGAAACACAUAGAAAUCGAUUGUCACGUUGUCCGUGAAAGAGUAACACAAGGCCUAGUUAAGUUGCUAUACGUUCCAUCCUCAGGGCAGGUUGCAGAUGGAUUCACCAAGCCUUUACCCACUGCUUAA